Scomber scombrus (Atlantic mackerel) is the source of this 627-nucleotide messenger RNA. It is a transcript of the gene cryba1l2, whose product is annotated as crystallin, beta A1, like 2. Gene Ontology annotation, molecular function: structural constituent of eye lens. Gene Ontology annotation, biological process: visual perception; lens development in camera-type eye. The coding region runs from base 1 to 627 and encodes 208 amino acids. Lineage: Eukaryota; Metazoa; Chordata; Actinopteri; Scombriformes; Scombridae. The record is from RefSeq and is a predicted model, not a curated record. The transcript is spliced from 5 exons.
AUGAAUAGAAUCACCAGAACCCACAUGUCCUCCCCCAUGUACUUCCCUAGCAUGGGUACAGCCCCUUUCUUUAAGGUGACUGUGUUCGACAGGGAGCAUUUCCAGGGCAAGUGUCUGGAGUUCACCUCCGAGUGUUGCAACAUCCACGAGUGCGGCCUGGACAACAUCCGUUCCGUCCGAGUGGAGAGUGGAGCUUGGGUUGGUUUCGAGCACCAUGACUUCCAGGGCCAGCAGUUCAUCCUGGAGAGAGGAGAGUACCCCAACUGGGCGGCCUACAGCGGCUCCCUGUCCUACCACACAGAGCGCUUCAUGUCCUUCCGCCCCGUCUACUGCGCUUCUCACCAAAGCAGCCGUAUGAUGAUCUUCGAGAAGGAGAACUUCAUGGGCCGCUGCACCGAGCUGAGCGACGACUACCCCUCCCUGCAGGCCAUGGGAUGGUUCAAGCCUGAGGUGGAGUCCAUGCAUGUGCAGUGUGGAGCCUUUGUGUGCUACGAGUACCCCGGCUACAGAGGCCAGCAGUACAUCAUGGAGUGUGAGAGACACAGCGGAGACUACCAGCACUGGAAGAACUGGGGCUCUCACUGCCAGACUCCAAAGAUCCAGUCCAUCAGGCGCAUCAGGCACUAA